CCUCCCUCUUCUGUACCGUAGGACUCGAGCCUGGCUCCUGGCGCACGCUUGGGGUUCGCUGGCCCUCACUCGGUGCCUAACAUGAAGCAUAGGCCACAGUGUGCGUGGCCCGGAGCCUCCUCCAGGAACCGGCCGGCGAAGAACGGGUCGGUACGGGCCCGUCGUACCUUGGCUGAGCGCUGCAAAGCGGCUACCGAGGUCGAAAACUGCCCGCAGAGGCCUAGCACAUCCGAAGGCGAUGAGCAGAGCCGGGAAUCGCCGGCCAUACUGGUAGAGGAUGGCAUCUGUGCGACUGUCCUGGCCCCUGGGCAGAAACUUACUUUCAACGGCAAGUGCAGUUUGACGUGUCUGUACGGCAGUGUGCAGGUACUGGGCUACGUCAUCCACCGGAGCCAGGCUGCCUACGAGCUGUUCUCUCCGAACACACAUUCACCGCUGACCAUCGAAGGACUCCUGAACAAGAAGUCAUCCAAGACGCGAAAAGAGAUCCGCAUGGAGGCCAGAUCAAUGCUGCGAGGAUAUCUGUCUCUGGAUUGUAGACGGGCUGUGAUGAAAAACUUUAAGUCCACGUCUUCCAUUAUUCUGCUGGAACGUAUAGAAGAUGCAGCAACAAAUUAUAUCCGCAGUCACCCAGAUUACGCCACUAUAUUCUCUACAAAAUUGAAAGAAAAACGUUCACCGUCGUUUGACAGCAAGGUUCUAAGUUCCGUGGGAAUUGAAGAUCGUGAUGUAAAUAGCGGCAUCAGAAUGCCCGACGAGUAUGUGUCGGCAGUGCAGCAGUUAGUUCGCGCGUGUGUAGAAGAAGAUAGUGGCUGCCCUAUCAUUCUUGUUUGCGGUCCAAAAAAUGUUGGGAAAUCAACUUUCAAUAGAUGUCUAAUCAACCAAUUAUUAAACCACAUAUCAUGCGUUGGCUACCUUGAGUGUGACUUGGGGCAAACCGAAUUCACUCCUCCGGGAUGUGUGGCCUUGAUGCAUGUUACAAAACCAGUUCUCGGUCCACCCUUCACUCACCAACGGGACCCGCAUAAAAUGGUUUACUUUGGGGAAACCAGCUGCGAACAAGAUAUGGAGCGGUUUAUCGAAUCGGUGAAAUAUGUCAUCGUGUCUCAUAAAAGAGAACAUCCUCUGAUUGUCAACACGAUGGGAUGGGUAAAAGGAUCCGGGCUGCUGCUUCUAAUCGAUUUGAUUCGUCUUAUGUCCCCGAGUCACAUUGUUCAAAUCAACGCUAAGGGUAUUAAUGACAUGGAGCCCCUGACGCUGAGCUACGUUGAAAACGCCCCUGGCUUCCUUACCAAAAGUAGCUAUCGAGCCCAAAGCAGAGACUUGGGAAUAGAGAUUUCUGAAGACGAAGAACCAGACUAUGCAGAUGGCCUUUAUUAUAAGUCUGUGGGACAUUCUCUCAUUCCCCUCGAGACUGAUUUCAGUGGAGCAGGAGAGGCCGGAAAUGUGCGAUGCCAUAGUGGAAUCUUGCGCGAUCUCGCGAUGCUGGGCUAUGUCAGCAAGUUGCAGCAGUUUGACCCUGAACAGGUUAUUCCAUUAAACAGUAUGCUGCCCUAUGAGGUGCCGUUUAACGCGGUCGCAUUGCGUGUCAUUCAUUCAGAUGUUGCCCCUUCGCACAUCAUGUACUCGGUCAACGCCAGCUGGGUCGGGCUCUGCCGGAUGCUAGAUGAUAUUAACAGCGUGAACGAUGGCCCUGUGAUAUUAACUCAGACGCCAAUCUGUGACUGCUUGGGAUUUGGAAUUGUUCGGGGGAUUAACAUGGAGAGAAAAGUAUACCACAUCCUAACGCCAGUUCCGCCCGAGACCCUACGAACGGUAAACUGUCUGCUGAUUGGAAACAUUUCCAUUCCUCAUUCCAUCUUGAAGAACCAGCCUGGAAUUAAAGGGGAAAUUCCAUAUGUAACUUCAGACUAUGACUUUACCAUUUAUGGAGCCGGCAAAAUGAAGAAAAACAAGCAGUUAAAGAGACGGGAACACCAAUAAUACCCAAAAAAAAUCCAGGGAUCAUAAAGUAAAUUGAAUCGUUUUGUUUUAAAUUAUUCCCACUUUCCCGGUGGCCAAGAACCCAUAGAAUAUCAUUGUGUAAAUAUGUUUGUUUUUUUUCUACAUAAAGUUCUGUUUACAAAGACUUGUUCUGCCAUGAGUUUGUCAAUAAAAGUUGUUUGUUAAAACAAAGCAAAUUUGUAAAAAAUAUUGGUUAAGCGGAAGAAAUGAUUUAUAGUGCAAACUUCUGACAAACUUGUUUCAUAUUUACAGAGUAUUUUUUAUUACCAAAAAAUAAAAUGAGCUACAAGGUCGUGAACGGGAUUGAGUCUUAACGUAGAAGUCCCAGUAUUUUUAGUCCAAAUUUUUAUACAUGCGCGGGGUAACGGGCGCUUU
Molecule: messenger RNA, 2379 nt
Organism: Spea bombifrons (plains spadefoot toad)
Lineage: Eukaryota; Metazoa; Chordata; Amphibia; Anura; Pelobatidae
Gene: NOL9
Product: nucleolar protein 9
Exons: 12
Coding region: 82-1983 (633 amino acids)
Biological process (GO): cleavage in ITS2 between 5.8S rRNA and LSU-rRNA of tricistronic rRNA transcript (SSU-rRNA, 5.8S rRNA, LSU-rRNA)
Cellular component (GO): nucleus
Molecular function (GO): polynucleotide 5'-hydroxyl-kinase activity
Source: RefSeq, a predicted model, not a curated record